Messenger RNA from Porites evermanni, 1080 nucleotides. Lineage: Eukaryota; Metazoa; Cnidaria; Anthozoa; Scleractinia; Poritidae. The record is from the annotation of a GenBank genome assembly.
AUGCAGCAACCAACGUUAUUAGAAUUUGUUUUUCCACUUCAUGCCGCAAAGCAGAUAAAUCUGUUGGAAUUUCUGGCUAACGUUUCAUAUGAGAAUGAAAAAGAGGAUAGGGACGAGCAAGCAAGGGCUAUGUUUGAACAGUAUGUGCACGAAAUUGCCCAAAGAAAGGAAGGUAUUUAUCUGUUUGUUAAGACCACUUAGCCUUAUGAAUACUUCUCGGUAUUUUUUAAGCGCAUUUUCACCUCUGUUUGCCAAGAGUUUAGAGAAACCUGCUGAGACAUUUUUUAAUAUACAAGGAAACUAUACUAAAAACAGUGUCAUUAAGUAUUAUUAAAAUGUUUUAAUUUUUUGAGGUUGUUGUAAGCUAUUAUGAUUUUGGCUAAUUCUAGUGCCUAUACAUUGGUAAUUACAAAAAGCAUCAAAAAGGCAAAUAACACAGAGUAGAAAACCACUUAUUAGGGUGCAAAGAAAUCAGCUUUACAGCCUGCCAAUAAGGCAGGCUGUAGCUAGCGAGUACUAGCCUGAAAGUCAUAUCAAAUUAAUAGCCCCCAAAAGAUUAAUGAGCAGGAUUGGUUACAGUUUUUUCUGUAAUUAGAAUUCCCCUAAAAGGUUCGCAUGCCCAUUGGGCAAUUCAUGAACAGAAUUCACUAGCCCGAUGGCAGAAUUCUCUAGCCCCAGGGUAUCAGGUACUACUUUCUUUGCAUGCUGAUUUAUCUGCCUAGUAUAAUCCAUUUAUAGACAAAUUUAGAGGUUUACUGAUUGUCUUCAGUCGUGUUCUAUUUUAGUUUAAAUACGUGGCCCAUAAUGCCCAUAAUGUCUCCCUAGUCAACAUCGCGAGGAACAUCACCAAAUGUCCAUAAUAGGAAGAAGUCUGUCAAAUAAAAUGACUGAAGAACUACAGGGACUAACUUUAAGUAUGCAUUUUGGGGAGGUGUUAGUCUUAGCUGCCAGUUAAGAGAAAAUUGACUGUAGUCGACUGGCAGCAAUAUGCUCUUUCAAUUCGUAGGUGAAACUAGGUUGAAUGACUUGUGCUGUUCUGGACUGGCUGGGAUUUCCUUCCUCCUCGAAGAGACGUCUUGA